This is a messenger RNA of Labrus mixtus (cuckoo wrasse), 4267 nucleotides long. RefSeq names its product RAS protein activator like 3 (gene rasal3). The transcript has 19 exons. Bases 228 to 3698 code for a protein of 1156 amino acids. Gene Ontology annotation, biological process: regulation of GTPase activity. NCBI's taxonomy places the organism in Eukaryota, Metazoa, Chordata, Actinopteri, Labriformes, Labridae. The record is from RefSeq and is a predicted model, not a curated record.
UCAGAGAAGUUGGUGGCUCGUUGUUGCCAGAUUACGUUUUGCAAGCAGGAAACAAGAAAAGCAGUGAGAUAGAACUAGAGGAGGGAACAGACUACUCUGUCAUCCGUUGCACCCAAAACCGUCUCCCAGAGAGCAAUACGGUGUCUAAUGAGGGUUUUGAAUUUAGUCUGAUGCAUUUUUGAGGGGAAAGACAAAUCUCUAUAGCAACACAACCUUAAAACCUGAAAAUGGGCACUGAGGGGAACGAUUUAGAUCUUGCAGCUCAACAGCCACUGAAGGAGGAGAAAUCAACAGAGAACGAAAUGGAAUCUCCUGUGGAUCCUCCUGAAGUCCAAACAUCUGACUCCACAGACACCCUCAACACGUACAAGUGGCACACAGGAUCCAAAGGAACACUCAACGAGGUGAGAGAAGAAGCUGAAGGAGCAGCAGCUUCUUCCACGUCCACGCUCGAUAAGAUUCAGAAGGCCUCAGCCAACAAAUGGAGCAAGGUGCAAAACUGGCGUAAGGCCCUGAGCGAGGACUGUGGAGACAAAAAUGCAUCGAGUGGAAAAAGUGGAGAGGGAGCCAAGCCAGAGAAAGGCGGGGGAGGAACCAGAAAGAACCCGUUCAGGAGAGCUCUGUCCGAGCCUCCAGGGUCACUGUUUGCAGCCCUUUCCCCGUCCUCCAGCUCUGCUGGCUCAGCUCAUGCAGCUUCAGCUGCUGCAGAGAGCUCAGGGGUCUCCUCCACAGACCCUACACAGAAGGGCGGCGGAGGGGCACUCUUUAAAAAGUACCUAAGGACGGUGUCCCAGAAGCUCAAAAGGCCCAAGCUGCAGAGUCGGAGCAGCACAUCCAACUUACUGACAGAUGGGGGUGAAUCAGUACCCACUGGCUGUAGUCUCCAAAAACUACCAUGGGUCCCCCCGCAGGAAGUUCCCUUAUGGGACAUUACCAACUGUAUGCUGGAAGAUGGACAAAUUAUCAUUUCCCCCGAGGAAGAGCCAACGAUGUGGACACGUAACCGUGUCAGCAGCUGCCUGUCUAACCUCAGCAUGCAAAACCUUGUAGAUAUCGACACAGAAUGUAGCCCUGACCCCCAUGUGGGCCUUCCGGGCGGCCCUCGACCAAAGAACCAAGACGGUGGCGUGAGGGCACUGAUCAAGCGCCGCCUUGAGAACAGGGCCAAGAGGAAUAACAACGGCCCACUGAACCAAUCUGUCCUAAACAAAGACAGCAGGCUCUAUGGUUCUCGGGAAUCAGUUUCAAUUCCUGUCAGUGCAGUGGGGAGUCUGGACCUGAGUUCUGACACCAGCACUGUCAUAAGGCCGGUUCACAGCUCCAUUCUGGGGGAGAAGUAUUGCUUUGAGGUGAUAAACUCUGAGAACACCCACUGCUUUGGAUGCACAUCAGCUGCUGAGCGUGACCGUUGGAUUGAAGACCUGAGACGAGCUGCCCAGCCAAACAAGGAUAACAUUGAACGCACAGAGAACUCCCUUAGUCUGUGGGUAAAUGAAGUAAAGGAUUUGCCACCCAAAAGGAGUUAUUACUGUGAGGUACAUUUGGAUGGGACCCUGUUUGCCCGGACCAGCACUCAAGCUGUGGGUAAGCCAAGUAACCGCUCAAACCUUGCCGGAGACAGCUCUACCGGAUCUUCAGGAGCCCUUGGUGCCAGUGGAGGUGUGGCUGGAGGGUGUCAGCUAUUCUGGGGUGAGUUCUUUGAGCUGGACAAUCUACCCUGUGUCUCCCAAAUCACCCUGCACCUCUUCCGCGAAGAAGACCCUAAGAAGAAGCGUCACUCUCGAGAUGAGUCCAGCCUCCAUCCACUGGGCAGCGUGGCCAUACCUUUAUCCGAGAUCCGCGGGAGGACCUACCAGGAGAAGUGGUAUCCCAUCACUCCAUACAAACCCUCAGGUGCAGCAGGAGGCAAAGAACAGCUGGGGCAACAGGCUUCACUCCGCAUCAAGGCCCGUUUCCAGAAUUUGCAAGUGCUGCCCAUGGAGAGAUAUAAAGAGUUUGCUGAGUAUGUUACAGUGGAUUAUGUGGAAAUGUGCAGAAACCUGGAGCCACUUCUCAAUGUGAAGCAGAAGGAAGAGUUGGCAGGAGCUCUGGUCCAUGUACUGCAGAGUAUUGGCAAAGCAAAGGAGUUCCUUGUUGAUUUGGGAAGUGACGAGGUGGAACGUCUUGGAGAGAAGGAGGCACUGAUCUUCAGAGAGAACACACUGGCUACUAAAGCUAUUGAUGAUUAUAUGAAGCUGGUGGGCCAGAAGUACCUUAUUGAUACACUAGGGGACUUUGUCAACCGUCUUUACGCCUCAGGGGACAAGUGUGAAGUUGACCCUCGUAAAUGUCCUGCUUUGGAACUGGCGAACAAUCAGAAGCAUUUGAUGGAUACCUGUGAGGAGGUGGUGCAAAAGAUUGUUGAGAUCCACGGACCCUUUCCUGAAGAGCUAAACAAGAUCUUCUCCAGCUGGGUGGAGCUGUGUGAAGACCAGGGCCGACCAGAAAUUGGUCAGCGGCUCAUCUCCGCUUCCCUCUUUCUUCGCUUCUUAUGCUCGGCUAUCCUCAGUCCAUCUCUUUUUGGGCUUAUACAGCCUUAUCCAGAGACAAACACCCUGCGGACACUCACCUUAACUGCCAAAGUCAUCCAGAAUUUGGCUAACUUCACCCUGUUUGGAGAGAAGGAGGAAUACAUGCUGUUUAUGAAUGAAUUCUUGCAGCAGCACUGGGAUGGAAUGAGGGGCUUUCUUCAAACUGUUUCAAGUUCAGACCCUGAAAUCCCAAUGACUUCCUUUGAUGGGUAUGUGGACCUGCCUCUGCGCUUGGCUGUGCUGCACGGCCUGCUGGUGGACAUCAUCUAUCAGAAGGACCAGGACACAAUUGACAAGCUGCAUCCUCUGCCUUCAAUUCUGAACCAGAUAUCAGAGUCAUUAGGUCCUGAAGCACAGAGGAUUACAGUUAGCAGCAAGCCAGAGUACAUCCCUCCUAAAUACUUGGACAAGUACAGCCCACACAAAUCAUCCUUUCAGCAGCUUCCUGCAGACUCCAAAGGCCAAGACAGCAGAGAUGCCAGGCCUCAGAAGAGUGUGAGAACGCCAGUAAAGAGAACCCAGAGUGCUCCACACAGACCCGCUCACAAGAGAGCCUUAAAGAGGCAGACAAGUUCUGAAAAUUUGCCAACAUCUGACAAUGAGCCAGAGAUGGAGACCAACCAGCCACGCAUUUCCAAACCAAAUACUAAUGCCAGUAUCAAACGUCCACAUGCACCAGUUCCCUGGAUCAAAGACAAUAACAGGGAGUCAAGUGAGAUGAAGCCUGAGAGCGAGCAUUUCAACUUACUGGAUAGGCAUGCUCAAGAGCUGUCAGAGCUACGUCUGGGGAUCGAGCAAGUUACAGAGCGUGAGCUGGACAUGGCAAAGCGCUUGGAGGACUUCAUAAUCCAAAGCCAGGACCAGAAUGCAAUGCUGCAGGCAGAGGUGAACGAGCUCCGUAGCAUGCUGGCUGUACGAGAAGAGCAGCUUGCCAGUGCCACCUUCAGGCUGGGUGUGAUUGAGGAGGAGAGGGAGGAAGAUGAGAGGAAGCUGGGGGUUGCAGUUGCAGCUUCUGAGCGAAUGAACGUACUGGAGGAACAGUUUGCAGGCCUGAUGAAGGACCUCCACCAGCUCAGUGAGGCCUACGACAGUGGGCCAACUCACAGCAUUCUGAAAAACCACACAUAAACAGCAACUGAACCCUAUAAUGAACUUUAGCUGCAGUAUCACAGUGUGGAUUUAAACACAUGUAGAGGGUUUUGAAAACAACAGUCUGAAGUCACAGUUGUAGUUUUUUUGUGAGCCAGUGUAAAUCUAUGUUGUGAACAUAAUGAGACUACAGGUAGGAGGUCAGAUUCUGACUGAGAUGAACAUAAAAUGUUGAUGUGUCUGCCUUUUUGCUUCCAUUGUAUCUCAGAUGCGGACAUGUUUUAUAUGUGAACCUUUACGGGGCAAACAGAGCAACGACAACAACAAUGAAUAAGAUCAAUUCUAAGCUACAAUGUCGCAGCACAAUGCAUUGCUGUACAUUAGUCCAGUCAUCUAUUCAAGCGGAACAUAUCCUACUCAAACUUAGGUGUUGUUUAAAAAGGUUGUUCAUGAAAAUCAACGUUUCAUAAUGUGCAUCAUUAAGGGGCACAACCUCCUUUGAGGGGGAAAUUAAACAAAUGAACAUUGAUACUCAAUCUGAUUUUCUUGGUUGUAAGUUGUCCAGUACAUUGACCGGCACUUUCUGCUCUAAAAAAUAAAAUAUACAA